Messenger RNA from Arabis nemorensis, 3405 nucleotides. The record is from the annotation of a GenBank genome assembly. NCBI's taxonomy places the organism in Eukaryota, Viridiplantae, Streptophyta, Magnoliopsida, Brassicales, Brassicaceae.
AUGGGAGAAGUUGAUUCAAGAUUAAUUAAUCCUUCCUUGAGGUGUGAUGGUAAGAGUGAUAAUGAAAAGUAUAGUGGGUAUGAUGAGAGAAGUAGUAUGUACCCUUUUGUGAAUGCUCUAAGUAUGAGUGGUGGUGAAGGAGACAACAGUUACUCCACCAAUUCUCUUCUUCAGAAAAGAGUUUUAUCGAAGGCCAAACCGGUUUUGGUUCAGAACACAAAAGGAAUGAUGAUAAACUUAAAGUUCCCAUAUUACAUUAAAGUAGCUGAUUUGGGAUGUGCUUCUGGACGAAACACGUUCUUGACCAUGUCUGAGAUUGUGAACACGAUCAAUGUGUUAUGUCAAGAAUGUAACCAAAAACCACCGGAGAUUGAUUGUUGUUUGAACGAUCUCUCAGAAAACGAUUUCAACACAACAUUCAAAUUUAUACCUUUCUUCAACAAGAGGAUCGAAAGCAAAGGAUUGUGCUUUGUCUCUGGAGUCCCGGGUUCCUUCUACUCGAGGCUCUUUCCCCGCAAGAGUCUCCAUUUCGUACAUUCGUCUUACAGUCUCCAUUGGCUCUCUAAGGUUCCCGAAGGACUUGAGAAUAAUUCUUCGAGUGUAUACAUAACAACUUCGAGUCUUCCAAGUGAAUACGAGGCGUACUUGAAUGAAUUCCAAAGAGACUUUACAACAUUUCUGAAAAUGCGUUCUGAAGAGAUGGUUUCUAAUGGACGCAUGGUUCUCACUUUUGUUGGUAGAAACACUCUUGAUGAUCCAUUAUAUAGGGACUGUUGUCACUUUUGGACAUUGUUAUCCAAAUCUCUGGGCGAUCUACUCUCUGAGGGUCUUGUGAGUGCAUCUAAGGUUGAUUCUUUCAAAGUGCCGUUUUAUGAUCCUACCAAAGAAGAAGUGAAGGAGAGUAUUCGAAACGAAGGCUCCUUUGAGAUCGAUGACUUGGAGAUUCAUGGAUUUGAUCUAGGCCAGAGUAACCAAGACGAAGACAAUAGGUUACAUUCACAGAGAUCUAAAGCAGGGGAAAAGGAAGCCAAAUGUGUAAGAGCGGCGAGUGAACCGAUGCUUGUAGCUCACUUCGGAGAUGAUAUUAUCGACGCAUUGUUUAACAGAGGUUUUCAAUCCGUGUGCGAGACGACGACGAUGCAAGGCGAAACUUGUCGAGUGUACUGUGUCGGAACCGUCGAUACAAAGCUUGAUGAGCUACGAUUCCUUGCAAGAUCAGUGCGAUCAAACAUCGACGCCUUCUCCAAUAACUCAUCUUCCAAGGUUGAGGUAGUGAUUGUGGAUGUUUCGGCGAGUACUGAUCAUAAGGAGAUCGAGAAAGUUGCAGACUUUGCAUUUGUAACAAGAGAAGAAGUUCUGUCAUGCUAUGUUGGAUCGACCAAACCACCGGUGAAGCUUCCCGAUGGUAGAGGCCAGGCAGUUGGUAUCAUGAGUAAGUGUCUUGAGAAUUUUCUUAGGCAAGCGCUUGAGGACAAUUCUCUUGCUGGGGUAAUAGGCCUUGGUGGAAGCGGAGGAACGUCGCUGAUAUCAUCGGCUUUUAGGUCUCUCCCGAUUGGGAUUCCUAAGGUCAUUGUAUCAACUGUGGCCAGUGGUCAAACCGAGCCUUAUGUUGGGACAUCAGAUUUGGUUUUAAUUCCUUCUGUAGUAGAUGUCUGUGGUAUCAACAGUGUUAGUAGGGUCGUGUUUUCAAAUGCUGGGGCUUCUUUUGCGGGUAUGGUAGUCAGGAGGCUUGAGAUGUUUAAAAGCUCCGUGAGUGAGAACGGGAAAUCUACUGUGGGUAUAACUAUGUUUGGGGUAACAACUCCAUGUGUAAAUGCAGUUCAAGAAAUAUUAACAAGAGAAGGUUAUGAGACACUUGUGUUUCAUGCCACGGGUGUCGGUGGCAGAGCAAUGGAAUCUUUGGUUAAAGAAGGGUUUAUACAGGGAGUAAUGGAUAUUACAACUACCGAGGUUGCAGACCAUGUAGUUGGAGGGGUGAUGGCAUGCGAUAGUUCCCGUUUCGAUAUAAUCAUAGAAAAAGGAAUACCGUUGGUUUUAAGUGUAGGGGCCGUAGAUAUGGUGAACUUUGGUAGCAAAGAUACAAUACCUUCUCAUUUCCAAACGAGAAAGAUUCAUGUUCACAAUGAACAGGUUUCUCUCAUGCGAACAACAGCAGAAGAGAAUAAAAAAUUCGCAAGGUUUAUUGCUGAUAAAUUGAACAAAUCAACAUCAAAAGUAAGGGUUUGCCUUCCAGAGAAAGGUGUCUCAGCACUGGAUGCUCCAGGGAAGCCUUUCUGUGAUCCGGAAGCUAGUGGCGCUAUCAUGAAUGAACUGCAGAGGCUUAUUCAAACAAGUGAAGACAGACAGGUCAAUAUUUAUCCUCACCACAUCAAUGACCCUGAGUUUGCAGAGGCAUUGGUAGCUUCAUUUCUUGAGAUCUAUCCGAAAGACUAUGCACAAAUCAAACCCUCUGAAACGGCUUCAACGAAAACCAGCACUGGAGAGCCUGAUGAGGGACAUGUGGCUAAGAUGAGUUCGAGGCCUGAAAGGAUUCCAUACAGUCCCAAAGAUUUCCCCAAUGCAAAACCAGAAACCCUGGAACGAACUCAGACCAUUCUGGGACGGCUAAGAGAUCAAAUAGAGAAGGGAAUACCAAUAAUCGGGGGAGGUGCUGGUACGGGAAUAUCUGCAAAAUUUGAGGAAGCUGGUGGGAUUGAUUUGAUUGUGAUAUACAAUUCUGGACGUUUCCGGAUGGCUGGAAGAGGAUCAUUAGCAGGCUUGCUUCCAUUUGCUGAUGCCAACGCAGUCGUGCUUGAAAUGGCAAAUGAAGUUUUGCCCGUAGUGAAGGCGGUGCCUGUUCUUGCUGGAGUAUGCGCAACCGAUCCAUUUCGACGUAUGGACUAUUUUCUGAAGCAGUUGGAGUCCAUUGGUUUUGUUGGGGUCCAGAACUUUCCAACUGUAGGUCUCUUUGAUGGUAAUUUUAGACAGAAUCUUGAGGAGACGGGAAUGGGAUAUGGCCUGGAAGUUAAAAUGAUCUCAGAAGCGCAUAAAAUCGGGCUACUGACCACACCAUAUGCUUUCAACCCAAAAGAAGGAGAAGAAAUGGCGAAAGCAGGAGCUGAUAUAAUAGUAGCACACAUGGGUCUAACGACAUCUGGAAAUAUUGGUGCGAAAACCGCAGUGUCAGUGGAAGAAAGCGUUGUUCGUGUAAAAGCUAUUGCAGAUGCUGCUCGUAGAUUCAAUCCUGACAUCAUACUUCUCUGCCACGGAGGUCCGAUAUCGGGUCCAGAGGAGGCAGAGUUUGUGUUGAAGAGAACACAGGGUUGUGUCCAUGGCUUCUAUGGAGCAUCAAGCAUGGAAAGGCUACCUGUAGAGCAAGCUAUAACAAGCACUGUUCAGAAAUACAAAUCCAUAGCGAUCAAGUGA